Messenger RNA from Leishmania braziliensis MHOM/BR/75/M2904, 1167 nucleotides. Its product is annotated as adenosine kinase-like protein. The record is from RefSeq and is a predicted model, not a curated record. Gene Ontology annotation, biological process: purine ribonucleoside salvage. Bases 1 to 1167 code for a protein of 388 amino acids. Gene Ontology annotation, molecular function: adenosine kinase activity. The transcript has a single exon. NCBI's taxonomy places the organism in Eukaryota, Euglenozoa, Kinetoplastea, Trypanosomatida, Trypanosomatidae. Gene Ontology annotation, cellular component: nucleus; cytosol.
AUGGGGAUGGAAACGAUCCGCAGGGGCGCCUCGACGGGCUCCGUGUCCGUAAUGUGCUUUGGGCAUCCUUUGCUUGACAUGAUGGCGACUGUUGAAGAGGAGUUUCUGCGGGAGCAUCACGUUGAGCCAGGGAGCGUCACAUUGGCGACUCCGGAGCAGCUGGUGCUUUUCUCGAAGUUGCUGGACGACUUCAAAGGGAGGGUGGACUACGUCCCUGGUGGAGCCGCUAUGAACACAGCUCGCAUUUUUGCUUGGAUGCUACCUGAGGCGCACAUUUCCUACGUCGGCGCACUGGGCAAGGAUCGCUUUGCAGAAAUUCUGAAGAGUGCGCUCACGGACGCUAGUGUUGAGCAGCUUUUUGAGGAGUGCGAAGAUAAGCCGACAGGCGCCUGUGCUGGUCUCGUGCUCAACAAGGAUCGAACAUUGCUCGCCAACCUCGGCGCAGCCGUGACGCUAUCGAUGAAGCACAUGCAGACGCACGCCGUGCAGUCUGCGCUUGAGCAAGCCAGUUUGUACUACGCUGAGGGCUUCUUCCUCAACACUUCAUCAAGCCCUGACAAUCUCCUCUCUGUUGCCCAGUAUGCCCACCUGCACGGCAAGCUCUUCUGCUUUAACCUGAAUGCGCCGUACAUUAGUAUGGCUUUUCAGAGCCGCCUACACAUCCUCAUGCCACAUGUGGAUAUCCUAUUCGGCAGCGACGAAGAUCUGCUGACGUACGCCUCCGUACGGUGGCCACACGACUUUGACCUGAGCGCCAUUGGGAGUGUCAUGCGCCCUAACUCGCGGCGACAGAGGGCACUGGUACGGUCUCUCGCCCGCAUCUCAAUGCUGCCGAGUGUCACCACCGGUCGGCCGCGCCUCGUGGUGGGGACGUGCGGCUCGCACGACACGUACGUCGCUUGCGGCGAUCACGUCCGUUCCUAUCCAGUGCCACCGCUAGCGCAGGAGGAGAUAGUCGACGUGAACGGCGCUGGUGACGCGUUCGUGGCCGGCUUCCUUGCUCAGUACCUCAUGAACCAUGACGAGUCUACCAGUGUCGUGGUCGGUCAUGCUUCGGCACAGAACUGCAUCCGCCAUAACGGUGCAGUGGUUAGUGGCGUGCCUCCUGUGCUCGCGCACGAAAUCAACGCAACGACAGCGCCUGUCAUGGCCGCGAUUGCCGCUUAA